Messenger RNA from Volvox carteri f. nagariensis, 786 nucleotides. RefSeq lists its product as uncharacterized. The record is from RefSeq and is a predicted model, not a curated record. Bases 1 to 786 code for a protein of 261 amino acids. The transcript has 4 exons. NCBI's taxonomy places the organism in Eukaryota, Viridiplantae, Chlorophyta, Chlorophyceae, Chlamydomonadales, Volvocaceae.
AUGUCCAUAUGGGCGUGUAUUGCCGGGCAGUGCUGGGCAAAGUGCUCAAUCCCAAUCUCGGAGGAUUCGGAGAUGGAGGCCCAAGCUUGGACCAACGUGGAGGAUGUUGGUUUUGUGAACUUCCUCCUGGACAGCGGCAGCAGCGGGGCGCUCAUCACCGCCGAGCUCAGGGAGAGGCUGGGACUGAGCCCGUCAGAUGGCCAGGCGAAGAACAUACAUGAGGUCGAACACAGCCAGCAGGCGGGUAUUACAUUUGACGUGGCGGCGUCUAUGCAGCUGUGUAUGACGACACAGGACUUGGCGGCCUUUAUCGUUAUGGUCUUCGACCCAAUGAUCGACGGAUCCACGAUUCAUUUUCCGUACGACGGGCUUGCAGACGACGACUCGUCGGAUGAGGAAUGGCAGCAGCUCAUGGACGCCUUGGUAGGCGGCGGCUUGGGUGGCGGCGGCUUGGGUGGCGGCGGCUUGGGUGGCGGCGGCUUGGGUGGCGGCGGCUUGGGUGGCGGCGGCUUGGGUGGCGGCGGCUUGGGUGGCGGCGGCUUGGGUGGCGGCGGCUUGGGUGGCGGCGGCUUGGGUGGCGGCGGCUUGGGUGGCGGCGGCUUGGGUGGCGGCGGCUUGGGUGGCGGCGGCUUGGGUGGCGGCGGCUUGGGUGGCGGCGGCUUGGGUGGCGGCGGCUUGGGUGGCGGCGGCUUGGGUGGCGACGGCUUGGGCGGCGGCGGCUUGGGUGGCGGCGGCGCCUCCUCUGACCCUGUGAGUAGCCUCCGAGGCCCUGCGUCCUCUGUCUGA